This is a messenger RNA of Tribolium castaneum (red flour beetle), 9784 nucleotides long. RefSeq names its product Cyclophilin 40 (gene Cyp40). Bases 231 to 1337 code for a protein of 368 amino acids. Gene Ontology annotation, biological process: protein peptidyl-prolyl isomerization; protein folding. Gene Ontology annotation, molecular function: protein binding; peptidyl-prolyl cis-trans isomerase activity. Gene Ontology annotation, cellular component: intracellular membrane-bounded organelle. Lineage: Eukaryota; Metazoa; Arthropoda; Insecta; Coleoptera; Tenebrionidae. The transcript is spliced from 8 exons. The record is from RefSeq and is a predicted model, not a curated record.
GGGUACAGCCUAGGAAACAAAUGACGGUACCGGUUUUUGAUGUUUGCGUCCAGUUUACGUCAUUCAAAUGUCAAAUCAUAAAUAGAUAAGCUGUUGAAAAACAAAAAGAAUAAUGUGCGAGUUUUUGGUGCCGGUGUCUAAAAUGUUCGUUAAUUACUAACAAAUAAUUCGUGCAAUGUGUAAAGGAAUUCUUGACGUCCAGCGAAAACAAGUCUAGCGAAACAGUUGCAAUGAAUAACCAAAAUCAUGAAACGACGGAAAACAACCCGGUGGUCUUCCUGGACAUUAGUUUCGGACCGGCAAAAGCCGGUCGUGUCGUAAUUGAACUUUUUAAGGAUAAAGUACCCAAAACAGCGGAAAAUUUUCGGGCCCUGUGCACUGGUGAAAAAGGCAUUGGCAAACAUGGGAAGCCUCUACAUUUCAAAAACACCAUUUUUCAUCGAGUGGUUCCCUUAUUUAUGGUACAAGGAGGAGACAUUACGACGAAAGAUGGUACAGGAGGUGAAAGCAUCUAUGGAGACACUUUCGAUGAUGAAAAUUUUACACUACUGCACGAGGAAGAAGGCAUGGUGGGAAUGGCCAACAAUGGUCCCAACAGCAACAAUUCACAAUUUUACAUCACAACAGUUCCUUGUUCCCACCUUGACGGUACUAACGUCGUUUUCGGUAUCGUCCGAAAAGGCUUCAAUAUAAUUAAAGAAAUGGGUGAAGUGCCACGAAACGGUGACACACCGCUAGAAAACAUUUCAAUUGUAAAUUGUGGGGAAUUGAAACCGGGGACUCCUUGGGGUAUCGAAGAACAGGACGGAACAGACGACAUCUAUCCGCCAUGGCCGAACGACUGGGACUUGCAAUCAGAUAAUAAAAGGGAAAAAUUGAUUGAAAACGCAAUAAAUCAAAUCAAAGACUCGGGAAAUCAAUUUUUUAAACAGUGCAAUUAUGUCGAUUCGGAACGGAAGUAUAUUAAAGCACUGAGAUAUAUUGACUGGUAUUUAGGACUUAAAGAAGAUAAAAAUAUUCAAAGCAUCGAAGAUUUGAAAAUGAAUUCGUUAUUAAAUCUUGCUGCAGUGAGACUGAAGAGACACAAGUACAAAGAGGUUAUAGACUUAUGUAGCCAGGUUAUUUUAAAGGAGCCAAAAAAUGGGAAAGCUUUUUAUAGAAGAGGACAAGCAAAAUUAGCACUGAAAGACUACGAUAAGGCCAUUAAGGAUUUAAACGUUGCUAUUACUCUGCAUCCAAAUGAUAACAACAUCCAGGCAGUAUUAAACAUUGCCAAGAAAAAAAAGCUGAGUUAUUUGAAGCGGGAAAGGCAAUUUUAUGGCAAUUUUUUUAAGUAGGUGUUUCAACAUUUCCACGUUUUUAUCUUCCUUGUUGUAAUUAUUUUAACCGCGGCCUCUUUGAUUUUUGAAAUAUUUCUUUCGCCCAGUUGGUCAUAGUUACCAAACAAACGAGUGCCUUUUUGUACUAAAAAUUUUUGUUAAAAAAAGUAGUUGCGUCACAACUGUCAGUUUGACAGUUCUUCAAAUAUGCCGCAAGAUGGAAAGCUUUAAAGGAAACAUUCAUUUAUCAAGGAAGCCGUGAUUUAAUCCACUACUAAACUAAAAAAGAGUCAUCAGUAUUUAAUUUGGUCCAAAAAAUAUGUGUUCCGUCGUCAUUGGCUAUGAUCUCAUUUUGUUUCGGCAUCUGAUUUUAAUGGUUAGCAAUAAAUAGGGUUGAUAGCAAUUUUAAUAAGUCCUAAGGCGCCAUCUAGUGGACGAGUUUGAAUCGCUCCAAUGACAGAUUACAUUCACAGAAUAACAGGUUUUACAGAAACGCAUCUGUCCUUGUCCCGAUAGAGCGAAAGUGUCACUAGCACAUCUAUUGUGGCCAGCGCGUACUAAGUGUUAUCGCGGGCGAUUUGAAUUGCCCGUAGUUACUUUUCUUUUAAAGUUUGAUUGCAUUUUUCGUAUUGUUUGUAAAUAUUCACAACAAUAGUUGCUAAAACACUUUCUGAUGUUAGACAACUAUUGUUGCUGAAUAUUUACAAAGAAUACGAAAAAUAAAAUAUGAGAACAAAUAAAGACAAUAAACUUGUAAUAAAAAUUUAUUAUCACUAGUCAAUAUACACGACACGAUAACUAUAAACGAUCCAUCAAAUUAUUUAUAUUCCCACAAUAAAAAAGUUCAAAAAAGCACACACACGAAAAAAACCACAAAACAGUACUAAUUUCACAUAAAACAAAGCCGAAGGCGAACACCAAACAAACCAAGCACAAAAUGGCGAUUGGCACAAUGGCAACUGUCACAGGUCCACCGUUAAUUUCUGCCGAUAUUAUAGGUAGCUUCGCUAAAAUUGACUAUACGUGUGUGCGACAUCUGCGAUGGCAAGCCGAACUACAGUCGAUUUUGAAUUUGGCGCCUAUACUUGGCUUGGUGCAUUUAGGUUUCACCACCCUGAUUACAUUAUGGUACGCUGUAACAAUAAUUAUGCUUGUUAGUGAUUUGUUUUGACAUUUUAUAGUGCCAAAUGUCACAUUAAAUUCUAUUUGUUCCACCGUUAAAUGUUCAAAUUACUUCAAUUAUUACGUAAAAUUUCAACUGAGCCGAGUGACAAGUCAAGAACCUCUUCCGAUAUUAUAGCCAGAUAACACUGCACAUAUUUUCGACUUUAUCAAAAUUACAUCAUAUACGUGAAAAUUCAGAAACAUUAAAAUUCUGGUUCAUUGUUGACAUUAUCUUCAUAUUUUUAAAUGUUAUCCAGCUUGUUCUGUCUAAACCCCACAUUGGAAGUAUUGAAAGUUCCAUGGAAAAUUCUAAUAAAGAUAUUCGUUUGAAAGUUGGUACUCAACCAUAAUUCGGCACUUUCGAUUAUACCGAAGGUCGCAUGAACUUUCUUAUUUUAAGCGGGAAGCAAGGUUUUUACUGCAUUUUUGGAUUUUAAGGUCGUUUUUAUCAGGUUUCCUUAUACCUAACUUUAACCGUUUUCGAGAUAUUUGAAAAUUUUUGAAUUUGCAACUGUCACUUAAUAAGUCGGUAACACUCUUAGUUCUAGAGAUUUCGAAAUCAUAUUUGGAGUAUUAAAAGAGAAAGUCUAUAUCUCUUCUUCGGUGUGUUUAAAAUUGGAAAAGAAUUUAAUAUAGCCAAAGUUAAAGGUUAAGUUUGAAAAUCUUCAAAUACCCACAACUUAAUUUUUUCAAAUGUCCCAAUUCUUAUUUUACUAGAGAGAGAAUUUUUUACUGCAUCGAUCUGUAUUAGCAUUCCCUAAACCUAUCUGUGAUAAUCUUUAAGUUAUGUUGGUUUCUUUGACAUUGUAGAAAAUUUCUUACUAACCACAGCUAUUUUUGCUUAGUUUGCCAUAAAAACAUUAAUGCAUUUCGCAAUCCUAACAAAAAAACUGGAAAACUACUAAACUAAGUAUAGGGUAUGCUAAUUCAGAUCGAUGCAGAAUCCAAUUUUCUUCGAUUUAAUGAAAUAGAACUUGGAAAUACGAAAUUACUAAAAGUUACUAGGUGUUUUGUUAAACACUUUUAUAUGGGAGUAUAAUAUGAAAACUAUCUUAAAAUAACUCAAGUUAUCCAAAAACGCAUGAAGAAUAUAGCUUUCCACUUAAAAUAAGAAAGUUGAUAGCGACUUAAGGUAGUAUAACCGGAAGUGUCACCAUCUUGAAAAUGUUUUCAUUGACCUAGACCUAAGAGUUUAUGGUUGUAUACAAAUUUUCAGAUGACCAUCAUUAUAACUACCGAUACUUCUAAUAUGGGGUUUAGACGGAACAGCCUGUAUAAGUUUUGACAUGACCAGAGUCACAGCAGUUGUUAUGACUUGACACUGACAGCAAUGUGAAAUGUCAAGUGGAGCGUUUGCAGAUUUGACCGCCAGAGCGCGCUGCAAUUUUAAUACCACGAUUUAACUAGGUUUUAUUAUAUAUCAUGUUUUGGUAAUCACUCGGCGCAUCUAUAUUUCAUACUGUUGUUGUUGGGUACUUAAGAAUAUGUUGCAAACUUGUCUUUUUUUAAUAUGUUUAAUAUGUUGAAAGGUAUUAUACGUAUUUAGUUGGAGUUUAGUGACUGAGACGCUCAAAUUUUUAUUUUAGUAACAUUUUUAUGUUUUAAAAGUGACUUUGAAAUAUUAUAAAUAUGUAAUGCCAAUGAAAUUUGACUUAGAAAACCACUCCAUUCCUUGUUCUAACAGAUUUAGAAAAGAAUAGAAAAGUUAGUGCUAAUUAGGUAAGUUUAAUUUUUAAUUUGUAGUUUUUAACACUAUCAGCAGUGAAAGUAAGUGAACUGUUUUUGUUUUGGUUUCUAGUUUUUUUCAAUUUUAGUAGUAAUAAUCAGGUAUGUUCACAGUCUCUUUCAAGUAGAUAAGAGAAGUUAUUUCUAGAUAACUAACAAGUUUUAAGAACUUGUUGGUUUCUUAGACUCAAUAUUGAUAUAUGAAAAAAGUUAUAAAUAAUAAAAAAGAGUAUAUUGAGAUAUCCAUUAAAUGACGUUUCAAGGGUAUAAUUUCCCUUUUCUUCAGAUUAAACAAGUUUAAUACAAAGACUUUGACACACUUGAGUGUAUCUUUCUAGUUUUAACUUCUUUUUUAAUAUUGGAUAGUUUCGAGUUUCUUCAAUGUUAUUAUUGUACGUAUUUUCAUAUUUUCUGUUUGAUUUUUACAUUUGCAAAUAUUUUUCUCUCACUAAGGGCCGCUUUUACAAUCAUCCGAUAAACUCCGGAUAAGUUACCUGUGUUAGAAAUUUAUAUUAGGAAUAACAGGCCGACAUCCGUCAGAUAAUUUUUUUGUCUUUUACAAUACAAGCAAUUUAUCCAUGGAAUAAAUGUGACAUUUGAGCAUUAUUGUGACAGUUAGUUUUUAACUAAAUAAUGCAAGAAGUUAACGUAUUUGAAUCAGACAGCGAUGGCAAAUUAAUUGAGUAUGUGGACAGGUUAAGAGUACCUACUUAAACAAUGUUAUCCAAAAAAAUGUCCAUAAAGUUCUCAAAAAGCAAACAACCAAUGAGAACAGAGUAUAAAUUUAUCCUAUAGUUUAUCCGGUCGUCGAACGACCAGAUAAUUUAUUACGUAGUUUAUACCGUCAAUUAUCCUAUCAGGGGAUCAUCGGACGAUUGGAAAACUGUUUUUUUAAUUUAUUCUAGGGAUAAAGUUAUCGAGAGUUUAUCUGGCGAUCGUAAAAGCGGCCCUAAGUUGUUUUUCUGUUUGUCUUGCUUUACUUCCUUUUUUUUCUCAUGUGUUUUUUUAACUUAAAGGAAAUUAUUGCAGAGGGGUAAAGUUUUUUGACCCUGUAACCGCUAUUACUUUCUCUCUUUUAGAACAUAAACAUAACUGAAUAAAGUUAUAGCUAAUGAAGUUGUCAACAAAAAGUUAUUAUAACUUGUGCUAUAAUUUAAAAAUUGUUUGUUGGAAUUGGUGUUACAAAAAUAAUCACAAAAUUCAUUUCGUAGUGAUUAUUGUGUUACUGAUUAUACAGGAUCAUUCAUUUCAACGCCAACGUCGCAUUUUACCGAAUUAUUUUUUUAAAUAAGAUUGAUUAAAUUGUAAAAUGGUUAUUAAUGAUCAGAUAUCCCAUUGAAAGUAUAAAUUACAUUAGCUAUUAUUUUUUUUAAGUGCAUGAAUAAUUUAUAACAGCUAAUUUUGAGAGAAAAUGCGACGUUGGCGUUUUUAUAGUUUUGAAACAGUUAAUGCAUUUGCAUUUUUUGGAGUUUAUGGUGGGUUUUCUUGGUUCAGAAUUUGUCGCUGAGAUUUAGCUUAACACAGAGUUCUUUUCUUAUACCGGGUGCUCAAAAAUCGGCGCACCAACUCAAUGGAGUGUGGUAGAGAAUUGUUUACACAUAAAGGUAAAAAUAGUAAAAAAAUUCUUUGUAUUGAAGUUAUUGAUACAUAACGAAUUUUAAAUAAAUUAUAUAUGGCAACGUUACCUAUCAGUCGUGAUCGCAAUAGAAUUUGAUCAACAAUAAAAAUAAUUAUUUUUGAAACGGUUUCCUAGGAAAUGGUUCCCAGUGUUGGCACAUCUACAAACUGUGAUUUUUUUGAUGAAUUUAAUUUUUUUAAUUCAAAAAAACUGCUAACUGAUAGUAAAUUUAAAAAUAAUUGUUCAUGGUUUUGUUAGGGAAUGAUUACUUGGUGCGAAACAUAAAAACAUUAAAAAAUAAUAAAAAUUGAGGAAGUUAGCAAAAUAAGUUUGUAGUUCCUGAUUUUUUAAAAUAUAACAUAAGGAAUUUUUUCAAGAUUUUUCCCGUGAUCUACACAUGCUUCUCAACAACGUAUCACUGAGUUGGUGCGCCAUAUUUUGAGCAGCCUGUAUAGAUAAAAUAACAAUAAACAUUAACAUUUAGCCAACAUUUGAAGAAAACGGAAUUCAAAGAGUAGUUUUCAAACCAGUGUAUCUUUGUUGGGAAUCCCCGAAUCUUUUUUAUAUAUCCCAUUUUGCAAGAGCGCAUUUGAAUUUUUUGGAGUGAAAUGGAGCACAAAUUGAGAGUUUCUGGUGGGUUUCUUAGCUUAAAACGUGUCGCUUGGAUUUAGUUUAAAUACUUUUCUUUUACAGAAACUCUCAAUUUGUGUUUGAUUUUUCAUUCCGAAAAAUUCAAAUGCGCUGUUGCAAUUCUGCUAUGAACUGAAAUGGGAUAUACAUUUUUUUUACACAAUUUUGUAUUGUACUCCCUCUCAGGCUGAGGAAAAGAUAGCAAUUAUUGACAUUAAAAUAGAAGUGAAAUUGUUUGGUUAAUUCGGAAAUAAAAUUAACUAGACGCCCUCUGGUGAUGACUUUUGAACUAUGUCGAAAACAGUAACGAAAUUUUCGUAAUUCCACAUUUAAUUGACAUCUAAUAAAUUGUUUAACAAUUUUGCGUGUAUAGUGUUAAUUGCUUACAUUGGAGAGAAUCACUUUAAAAGUACGUGGUGGUAAAUACUAGCUCUGACUUUGAUUCUGCGGUUUUUCGUGUUUGUUGUUGGGAUUUGAAAGUGGAUAAAAAGUGAAAAAGAUUUAAAUUUUCAUUACAAAGUGUUAUCAAACAGUUGUCUAAUUAAAGAUUAUAGUAACGGAUCACAGUGAACACAAAGUUGGGCUCAAGAAACCAAUAAAUUAGUGAAGUUUGUGAAUUUAAGGUUAGAAUUUUUUCACUGAUAAAAUCAUGAAAUACUUCGAUAAAUCAACAAAACUACAAUUAAGAUUAACAACUGCUAAUACACUUAAACGUAAAUUAUGCCAAAAGGUAGGCUUUUCAAUGUCUUUGUAAUAAUUUUCCAAUAAAGAAAGUGAACCAAAAAGUCAUCGUUAUUCGUGUUUUCCUCGUCAUCUCUAAUUUGUCAACAUUCGUUUCUUCCACCAAAGAUGCAAUAGUCAUUCCGCAUUGGCAAUGUAAUAAUUGUGAAGCCUCAAAAUUCGUACAACGCUCAAAAUAUCCGAAUAAACAUUUUCCCGCCAUUUAUGGUUACUGUUUUCGACCUAGCUCAGUGGCGCCCCCAACGGUAACUUUAUUUACGAAUUGGGCAAUCCCAAUCAAACCACGCAACCAUUAUCCCAAAUUCCCAUUAGUUCAAAUAGUAAUGAAAACGCGCUAUCAGUGUGACGUAGACAUUUGAGGUAGGUCAGCACCUUAAAGCUAAACAAUCGCCAUUUUCAAUGCUUUUCUUAUGGGCAUUUAAAAGUUUUUCGUAUUUCUUUAAUGCUAGAAGUGUAGGAACAUUACUUUUACAGAGAAAUGAUAGCUAUGAAAAAUGCAAUGUCGUUUCUUAAAGAUUUUAGCAACUGAGCUAAUAUUUCUGUAAGUUGAACACAUAAAUCCUUUUCUAACCUAACUUUUUUCAAACUUCAAAAUUCAGUUUUUCUUAAUUUGGACAUCAUAUUGAUGUAAAUUAUUAUGUGGCCUUUUAAAACUGAGGGAAAAAUGGUUUGCCACACUAAUGACAUUGGAUUUCUUCUGAAUGACGAAUUCAUGGGGUGCAACCGGCGCAACCCCAAUAAACGGGUUGUUUUCUGUCCCCCUCCCCCAUCACGAGGGAUGAAUAGCAGGUAUACGAGGGUAGAGGGUUCAGGCACAUACAUGGUUGAAAGUAGUACGGGUUGUGAGUUCUGUGCUUCUUUCGUGAGUGUCUUUUGUUAUCGUGUUUUUUCCGAUCGUUCUCCAUAUCUUCGUGUUCUUGAAUUUUUAAAAUUCUGUUUUUCCAAGACAUUAUCUCAUUUUUGUGGUACAUCAUUAGGUAUGAUUUGUGAAUAAUAUUUUGUUGCGAUACUUUGAUAGUUCAUGUGUAGUAGGUUUUUACAUCACAACUAUGGGAAUGUGUUGGGCUCCAGAUUGCAAACACUAUAGUACUCGCGAUAAAUGCCAUUUUUUUAGUUUUCCUAAGUCGGGAAAAGAACGAGCACUAUGGAAAAAAUUGUUGAGAAGAGAUGUAGAACCCGGACCAGGAGCCUACGUUUGCAGCUGCCAUUUUCGGGAUGGAAGAAAGGAAAAUGGUCCUGAAUUAUUUUUGCACAAUAUCGCAAAAAGAGCCUAUUUUCAAGUGGAAUCUCCAGAAAAAAAAAAGAUGAAAAAACAAGGACUCCCUUCUUGUUCUAGUUCCGCUGAAUCAUUAAGUGUUGAUAUACCGGAAGAAACAGUACCAUCGACAAUGAAUUUAGAGGAAGUGCCAUCGACGUCUACAGCCGUAGUUGCAGCACCAGCAGAUAUAAUUCAAGAUGCUCCGUUAGAAUCUAUGGGUGUGCAAGCACCCUUGGUGUCACAUGCGGCUCUUGAAGCAGAAAUGUAUUUUCUCAAAAAGGAAAAUGCUGAACUUAAAGCAAAAAUACAAUAUCUGACAGUACGAUUUUGCUAUGAAAAUGUUCAAGGAAAUGACAAACUCAUUGUUUUAUAUACCGGUCUUCCCAAUAGCCAGAUUUUCGAAGCAUUGUUUCACUUAAUCGAAAAGUUGGACAUAAAAUAUUACCACAAAUGGACAGUCCAAAAGUUAACUAGAAUUGACCAACUCUUUUUAACCCUAGUAAAAUUACGACUCAAUUUCCCUCAACUUGAUUUGGCGCAACGCUUUGGGGUUGCCCAAAGCACAGUUUCUAAUAUUAUUUUAACAUUUGUCCAUGUAAUAUAUGAAAUUUUAUAUAAACAGUUUAUGACGACAAUGCCUUCGCGCGAAAAAAAUAAAUCUUGCUUGCCAACAUGUUUUAGCAAUUUUACUAAUUGUAGAGCAGUUCUAGAUUGUACCGAAAUUUUCACUGUGGUAUCACGUAAGUCUAUGUCAACACAGAAAUUAACAUAUAGUACUUACAAACAUCAUAAUACUUUCAAAGGGCUAAUUGGAGUUGCACCCAAUGGUGUCAUCACAUUUGUAAGUGAUUUAUACGUGGGAUCAACUUCUGAUCAAAAAGUUGUUUUAAAUUGUGGAAUAAUCGACAUGUUAAAAACUGGAGAUAUGAUUUUAGCCGAUAAGGGAUUUUUGAUCCAAAAUAUUCUGCCACCAGGGGUCACUUUGAAUAUUCCACCUUUUUUAUCAAAUGUCCAAUUUACACCAGAGCAAGUUAAGUGUACCGAAAAUAUUGCACGUGCAAGAAUACACGUCGAAAGGGCAAUACGCCGAUUAAAAUGUUAUCAUAUUUUAAAUUUUUUGCCAGAGUCUUUGUGCCACUAUGGAGAUAUUGUUUUUAAAGCGACUGCCGCUUUAACAAACCUCCAAUUUCCAUUAAUUAAAGAGGUAGCAGAAUUGUUUCAGGAUUGUGAUGAUUAAAAUAAUGUAAAAUAAAAACCAUCUAUUUAUAUACAGUUUAUUAUUGUGAAAUAAAGGAAAUAUAUUGGUCAAGAUAAAAUUCUUUUAAAAUA